AAGCUUUAGACUUCAAUUCUUUAGCUACCUCUCUCCCAUGGCACGUUCGAAUGUACCCAAAUUUGGAAACUGGGAAGCUGAAGAGAAUGUUCCUUACACAGCUUACUUUGACAAAGCUCGUAAGACUCGAGCACCCGGUGGCAAGAUCAUUAACCCGAAUGACCCGGAGUAUAACUCUGAUUCUCAAUCACAAGCUCCUCCUCCUCCUUCCAGAACCAAAGCUGAGCAAGUUGAGCCGGUUAGAAGAUCGCGUGAGCAUAUGAGAAGCCGAGAAGAGAGCGAGUUGAAGCAGUUUGGUGAUGCUGGUGGUUCAUCAAAUGAAGCUGCUAACAAAAGACAAGGAAGAGCUUCUCAGAACAAUAGUUAUGACAAGUCACCUUUGCAUAAGAAUUCAUAUGAUGGUACUGGAAAAUCUAGGCCUAAACCUGCUAAUCUUAGAGCUGAUGAAAGCCCUGAAAAAGUCACAGUGGUGCCGAAGUUCGGUGACUGGGACGAGAACAACCCGUCAUCAGCUGAUGGAUACACACAUAUCUUCAAUAAAGUCCGCGAAGAGAGAAGUUCUGGAGCAAAUGUGAGUGGAUCUUCAAGAACGCCGACUCAUCCAAACUCCAGCAAACCUAACAACACUUCCACAUGUUGCUGCUUUGGCUUUGGAGGAAAAUGAAAGGGAAAUGUUUCCGGAAGAUUGUAUAUACUUAUCGAGAAAUCAGUGUGUAAUCUUAAUGAUGAGACCGACGUUCGAGCUUCUUUAGAUGAAAUAAGGCAUCAGUACCACU
Messenger RNA from Arabidopsis arenosa, 776 nucleotides. NCBI's taxonomy places the organism in Eukaryota, Viridiplantae, Streptophyta, Magnoliopsida, Brassicales, Brassicaceae. The record is from the annotation of a GenBank genome assembly.